UGCGAGCCGAGGUCGCUAUGACCAGUGUCCUGUGUUCCCGGGCUGCGGGAGCGGUCCGAGCUCUGCGGCUCGCGGGCUGGGCUUCGCGGAGCCUGCACUCGCCGACCCGUGGCCGGUCUCCAGCCCAGCCUGCAGACAGGGAAGAGGAGGAAGACCUCAACCUUCCAGUCCAGUUCUCCUCUAGCAAGGCUGCCCCAGUCCGCUGGACGGUGGAUCAUUCCCGGGGGAAGCAGUAUCAGCAGCCUUGGUGGAAAGUGCUGCCGUUUACCCUCGCCCUCAUGGUUCUGAUCAUGUGGUGCUAUCUGAGGCAGGAGAGUAACAAGGACCAGUGGCUGGGACAGGUCUUGGGAGAGGAGGACGAGGAGGAGUCAGAUGGUCGCCCGGAGGAACCUGAAGAAGCUCCGGUUCUCCACGGGGCUAGAACGUGACAGGGUGCCUGCUGAGGAAGGAAAUAAGCAGCCGUCCUUCGAUUUCGUUGUCGACUCUGGCGAUUUCUGACCUGGUUCUGCUGGCGCUCUUGGCGCGGAGACGCGAGAACACAGCACAAAAUUGGAGGCUUGAUAUCUGAUCCUUGCCAGACACCAAUGCCCAGUGGUUACGACCAAAGAACUUUUGAGGUUCAUAGAACAGGUUGUGGGUGCACCGUGUGCUGUUGGAUUUGUGAUGUGCUUGUACAGCCUAAUCAUGUUUUUAAAGCAGUUCGGGCGGAGGUGUUCCCUGCACUUCAUUUGCCUUCUGAGACAGAAUAACUGCAAAAGUGUAAAGAGCCACGUUGUGUGCAACAUAAGUUGAAGCUAAUUUUAAAUAUUAACAAAUGGAAAGUACAUUUGGUGAAGCCUAAUGAACACAAUUCUCCCCUUGCAUCAAGGUUUUUUGUUUUUGUGUUCGAGCCAUAGUCUCCCUAUAUAUGCCUCUGGCUGUCCUGGAACCGGCUAUGUAGACCAGCCUUGCCUCAGACUCGGAGAUCUGCCAGCCUCUGCUUCACUUCCCCAGUGAUGGGACUAGAGGUGUACACCAGACACCCUCUGGCAUCCUCUUUUGUUUCUAUUAUUUUUUUGGUUUUUUGAGACAGGGUUUCUCUGUAUAGCCUUGGCGGUCCUGGUUUCUCUUUGUAGACAGGGCUGGCCUCUAACUCACAGAGACCAACCACGCAUGGCUGGCAUCUUGUUUGUGAAGGGAGUAAUUUGCUAGGCCAAUCAGUCAACCUUUUUUUUUUUUCUCCUGCUCUUCAUUCCCACUUGAGAACUUAGAACAAAACCCAAAAAUUAUAAUACAUGCCUGUAAUCCCAUCACUUAGGAGACUGAGGCAGGAGAAUCCUAAGUUUGAGGUCUGUUGGUCUAUCUGAGCUACAGAGGGAGAGUCUUUCCAAAAAGCAAACGAAAAAUUAUUUUUCAAAGAGACAAAAAAAAGUGUCCUUUUUUGUUUGUUUGUUUUGUUUUUGUCUCUGUCUUUUUUUACAGUGUUGGGGGUUGAACCCAGGAAUCUAACAUGCUAGCCUACCAAUGAGCUCUAUUCCCAGCUCACAUAGAAUUGUUUUGAAAAAAAUGUCUCCAUCCAUGCAUCAUGUCCUCAGUGCUGUCAGGCUGAUAACUUCUCUCCAGUGAUGUGGGUAUUGAAGUCAUGAGCAAAAGGAGAACGUUGGCAAUUUGGGACAGUGGGAACACUUACUACACAUCUGUUUUCUUUUAAUUUUUCAAGAUUGAUUCUCUGUGUAGCCCUGGCUGUCCUGUACCUCUGGCUGUAGACCAGGCUGGCCUCAAGCUCAGAGAUCCACCUGCCUCCUGCCCCUGGGAUUGAAGGUGUGUGCCACCAGGCCCAAGCCUGACAUCUGUUUGUUCGAUUGGUUUUCAUGGGGUGACAGUAGAGCAGGUUGCUGGCUGAAGUUACUUUCAUGCUUAUUUUUGUGCCAUGUUUGUCUUUUUCCCAAAUGGACUCUAGCCUGUGUUUUUCCUAUGGCACUCAGCCUGCUGACUUCGGGUGUUGGGAGAGGACCUGCAAAUAUGAGACAGCACAGGUGACUGCUGCAUGUACAAGAUGAUAGAUAAAAUUGUUGGGCAGGAAGAAAAAUAAAUAAAUAAAUAAAUAAAUAAAAAUAAAACAUGUUCUUUGAAGGGAGAAGGCAUUAACCUAACAGACACUUAAAAAUAAUAAAGUUAUUUUAUGU
Molecule: messenger RNA, 2165 nt
Organism: Psammomys obesus (fat sand rat)
Lineage: Eukaryota; Metazoa; Chordata; Mammalia; Rodentia; Muridae
Product: ubiquinol-cytochrome-c reductase complex assembly factor 4
Exons: 2
Coding region: 18-428 (136 amino acids)
Source: RefSeq, a predicted model, not a curated record